Messenger RNA from Alligator mississippiensis (American alligator), 2606 nucleotides. RefSeq names its product early growth response 1 (gene EGR1). The record is from RefSeq and is a predicted model, not a curated record. Bases 155 to 1693 code for a protein of 512 amino acids. NCBI's taxonomy places the organism in Eukaryota, Metazoa, Chordata, Crocodylia, Alligatoridae. Gene Ontology annotation, biological process: regulation of transcription by RNA polymerase II. Gene Ontology annotation, molecular function: DNA-binding transcription factor activity, RNA polymerase II-specific; RNA polymerase II cis-regulatory region sequence-specific DNA binding. The transcript has 2 exons.
GCGGCGGAGCAGGGAGCCCCGGCCGGGCGGGAGGGCGAGCGGGCGGGGGGAGCGCCGGAGCGGGAGCCGGAGCCGGAACCGCAGCCGGGCCCGGCAGGCACCAGCAGCGCCCAGGCCGGCCCGAGCGGCCCGCGUGUCCCGGCCCGCCGCCCCCAUGGCCGCGGCCAAGGCGGAGAUGCAGCUCCUGCCCCCGCUGCAGAUGGCCGACCCCUUCGGCUCCUUCCCGCACUCGCCCCCCGCCAUGGACACGCACUACCCCAAGCUGGAGGAGAUGAUGCUGCUGGGCGGCGGCGGGCCGCAGUUCCUCACGCCCACGAGCGGCCCCGAGAGCGGCGGCUUCAGCGCGGCCGCGGAGCCCGCGGAGCAGCCCUUCGAGCACCUCGCCGCAGACACCUUCCCCGAGAUGUCUCUGAACAACGAGAAAGGCCUGCCGGAGACCAGCUACCCCAGCCCGGCCGGCCGCCUGCCGCCCAUCACCUACACGGGCCGCUUCUCCCUGGAGCCGGCCCCCAGCAGCAGCAGCAGCAGCAACAUGCUGUGGCCGGAGCCGCUCUUCAGUCUGGUCAGCGGGCUGGUGGGCAUGGCGAACGCCCCGGCCCCGGCGCCGCCGGCCUCCUCCGCCUCCUCGCAGAGCCCCGCGCUCAGCUGCUCGGUGCAGCCCAGCGACAGCAGCCCCAUCUACUCGGCGGCGCCGACUUUCCCCAGCUCCGGCGCGGAGCUGUUCCCCGAGCCCCAAGCGCAGCCCUUCGCGAGCCCUCCAGGCGCCGCCGUCCAGUACCCGCCGCCCGCCUACCCGGCCGCCAAGUCCGGCUUCCAGGUGCCGAUGAUCCCGGACUACCUGUUCCCGCAGCAGCAGCAGCAGCAGCAGCAGCAGCAGGGGGACGCGGGCCUGGCGCCCGCGGAGCACAAGCCCUUCCCGGGCCUGGAGAGCAGGCCGCAGCAGCCCUCGCUCACGCCGCUGUCCACCAUCAAGGCGUUCGCCACGCAGAGCGGCUCGCAGGACCUCAAGACUCUCAACGGCGCCUACCAGGCGCAGCUGGUCAAGCCGAGCCGCAUGAGGAAGUACCCCAACCGGCCCAGCAAGACGCCGCCGCACGAGCGGCCCUACGCCUGCCCGGUGGAGUCGUGCGACCGGCGCUUCUCCCGCUCCGACGAGCUGACGCGGCACAUCCGCAUCCACACGGGGCAGAAGCCCUUCCAGUGCCGCAUCUGCAUGAGGAACUUCAGCCGCAGCGACCACCUCACCACGCACAUCCGCACGCACACGGGCGAGAAGCCCUUCGCCUGCGACAUCUGCGGCCGCAAGUUCGCGCGGAGCGACGAGCGCAAGAGGCACACCAAGAUCCACCUGCGGCAGAAGGACAAGAAAGCCGAGAAGGCGGCGCCCGCGCCCGCCGCCGCCUCCCCCGCCGGCGCCCCCUACCCGGCCCCCGCGCCGGCCGCCUACCCCGCCGCCUACCCGUCCCCGGGGCCCGCGUCCUACCCCUCGCCCGCGCCCUCCUCCUACCCCUCGCCCGCGCACAGCACCUUCCCGUCCCCCUCCCUCGCCACCACCUACCCCUCCGCCUUCCCGGCCCAGGUGGCCGCCGCCUUCCCGUCCCCCGCCGGCGCCAGCUCUUUCAGCUCGCAAGUGACGUCAGCGCUGUCAGACAUGGCGUCAGCUUUCUCGCCAAGGACCAUUGAGAUCUGCUGAGCCUUAGGGACAGGCCACUCCAGCCGUUCCCGCGGCUCAGGCCGCGCCCCUCGGCCCGCAGCGGAGCCCGGAGCUCCGGCUGCCUUCCAGGUGCCCGCCCCGUCGGACGGAGGACUCGAUUGCAUGGACAGUGGAUACACGCUCCAUAUGACUUUCCCCACGAGGGGGAAGGACCCCUUGAUUCAUACAUAACCUGUGUGUAUUGUAUACGUGCCAUGGUUCUGCUUUCCUUGGGGUACUUACUAUUGCCGUGACAGUCCCUUGCCUAUUCAUGCGGUAUCUUCGGAGGUCGCGGGGCCAUCCUUUGUAAAUGGUAACUCUACUUUCGUGACAAAGCUGUAAUGAGUUUAACACUUAGUUGAGAACCAGCACUUACUCUGUAUCCGAGCAUGUACGAGUGGUGUCCUGUACAUAGCACCCGACGAGACACUCUCACGCGGCAGAAGUUUUCGUUCCCCAGUUCCGAGUCUUGGUGCCUUUGUGAAGCCUUGCUGACGCCAUGCAUUGCUGUGAACGGGUGCCCGCGUCUCGCCUUAAGGGGCCGGGCUGUUCCCGGACCGUCCUCAAGAGCGAUGCGGGGAGCGGGGAGGCGCAGGAGGAGCCCGAGGACAGGAUGUAAGCAAAAAACUCUCAAAGUAUAUUUUUGUUACAAAAAAUGUAAAUUUAUAAAUAUAUAUAUAAAUAUAUAUAUAUAUAUUCAGGAGUUGGAAUGUCGUAGUUACCUACUGAGUAGGCAGCAAUUUUGUAUGUUAUGAACAUGCCGUUCAUUAUUUUGUGGUUCAUUUUUACUUUGUACUUGUGUUUGUUUAACCGAAAGUGACUGUUUGGCUUCAACACAUCGAAUGCGCUUUACUGCCAAUGGGAUCCUUGGUGUACGAUGCCCGCCGGAGACGUCAAUAAACUAUCAAACCGA